Molecule: messenger RNA, 414 nt
Organism: Acanthamoeba castellanii str. Neff
Lineage: Eukaryota; Discosea; Longamoebia; Acanthamoebidae
Exons: 3
Coding region: 1-414 (137 amino acids)
Source: RefSeq, a predicted model, not a curated record
AUGAGCGCAUUCAGUCCCGCCUUUGCCGCUUUGUGGGACUUAACGGCUACCGAUCCCUGGGUCAACAUUACUGGCAUCCAGGACCACGUGACCAACACGGGCACCGCUGGCUCGGCCCAAGCCCUCUACGUCAAGAACACUCCAUACAGCAUGGGCUACACCACGAGGUACGUCGCGGAUCAGAUUGGCGCCAAGUACGCUCUGAUGAAGAACAAGGCUGGCACAACUGUUGACUCCACCAUUGCGGCGGUGGAGUCAGCCCUCAACGAAGUGACCGACAACCUCGAGUCUGAUUACCUCGGACUCGAGGUCAUCAACGGCAACAACUCGGCAUCGUGGCCCAUAUGCAUGGUCAGCUUCGUGCUGGUGAACGUGUCGAACAACCUGCCCGACUGCUCGUACAUCAGGGCCUGA